Exophiala dermatitidis NIH/UT8656 is the source of this 3151-nucleotide messenger RNA. RefSeq lists its product as hypothetical. NCBI's taxonomy places the organism in Eukaryota, Fungi, Ascomycota, Eurotiomycetes, Chaetothyriales, Herpotrichiellaceae. Bases 516 to 3008 code for a protein of 830 amino acids. Gene Ontology annotation, cellular component: catalytic step 2 spliceosome; U4/U6 x U5 tri-snRNP complex. The transcript has 3 exons. The record is from RefSeq and is a predicted model, not a curated record. Gene Ontology annotation, biological process: spliceosomal tri-snRNP complex assembly; mRNA splicing, via spliceosome. Gene Ontology annotation, molecular function: protein binding.
GGCAGCCUUGCCUUCAUUCACGCGAGAUCUAUUGAUCUCUACAACAUCUGGGCGUAUUUAUAGCCACCUUGCUGGCACCGUGCGUGGUUGUUCCGCCUCUUCAACCGGCGCAAGCCGCAGCACGUCUACAUCAGCAUCAUGGCUUCUCGACGGGACUUUCUCAAUCAAAAAGCGCCCGAGAACUAUGUCGCGGGUCUCGGUAGAGGUGCAACAGGGUUCACGACCCGGUCAGAUCUGGGGCCUGCGCGAGAUGGACCAAGCGCCGAACAAAUUCAAGAAGCCCUAGCGAAACGAGCGGCACAACUAGGAGCAGCGCCUCCAACAGCCUACGGUGCGGUCGACAAGAAGAAACAGGAACAGGAGGAAGAAGACGAUGAACGAUUUCAGGAUCCUGAGAAUGAAGUCGGGUUGUUUGCCUACGGACAAUACGACCAGGCCGACGACGAGGCGGAUCGCAUCUACCAAGCGGUGGACGAGAAGAUUGAGAAGCGGCGAAAGAGACCAAGAUUACCGACAUGAACCAUACGCCGCAUUUUAGGGAACAACGAGAGAAAGAAGAGCUAGAAGAAUACAACCGAAAGAACCCCAAGAUCUCCGAGGAAUUCGCCGCCCUGAAACGAAAUCUUGCGACUGUUUCGGACGAAGACUGGGCCAAUUUGCCGGAGCCUGGCGACCUAACUGGGAAGAAUCGGCGCUCCAAACAGAACCUCCGGCAACGCUUCUACCCAGUCCCUGACACCGUGUUGGCGGGCGCACGAGAUUCGACCGAGUUUCAGACCAGCGUCCAAGACGAUGGGAUACAAACAAGUGCAGACAAUAAAGACGGAACCAUGACCAACUUUGCCGACAUUGGUGCUGCGAGAGACAAGGUGUUGAAAGCUAGGCUGGAUCGUGCUGCGCAGAUGGACGCAGGCACGGGCUCAGCGUCAACAAUAGAUCCCAAAGGAUACCUUACGAGUCUUGCACAGACGGAGUUGAGUUCUUUGGGUGCCGAUGCCGGCGACAUUAACCGGGUGAGAGUCCUUCUAGAGUCGGUCUGCAAGACGAAUCCGAAGCACGGCCCAGGUUGGAUAGCAAUUGCGCGAUUGGAGGAGUUGGCUGGCAAGAUCGUCACGGCAAGAAAAUUGAUUGCCCAGGGAUGCGAGAAUUGCCCCAAGAACGAGGAUGUCUGGCUAGAGAACAUUCGACUGAAUGACAACCAUAACGCCAAGAUCAUCGCUGCUAAUGCCAUCAAGCACAAUGACCGUUCGACGAGGUUAUGGAUCGAGGCCAUGAAAUUGGAGUCCGACCCCCGAGCCAAAAAGCGAGUGCUACGACAGGCUUUGGACCAUAUCCCGCAAUCAGUCGCGAUCUGGAAAGAGGCAGUCAACCUGGAGGAGGAUCCCGAAGAUGCGAAAUUGUUGCUUGCAAAAGCCACCGAAGUCAUUCCCUUGUCGGUCGAGUUAUGGCUGGCUCUUGCUCGACUUGAAACGCCCGAGAAUGCUCAAGCUGUCCUCAACAAAGCCAGGAAGGCUGUGCCAACCAGUCACGAGAUUUGGAUCGCAGCAGCUCGAUUACAGGAGCAAAUAGGAAAUGCCAACAAGGUGAACAUCAUGAAUCGGGCAGUCAAAGCCCUUGCCAAAGAAGGAGCCAUGCUCAAGCGUGAGGAAUGGAUUGCAGAGGCCGAGAAAUGUGAAGAAGAGGGCGCAAUUUUGACGUGCGGUGCCAUCAUCCGGGAAACGCUUGGCUGGUCGUUAGAUGAGGAUGACGAUCGGAAAGAGAUAUUCAAAGACGACGCAAAGGCCAGCAUAUCACGAGGGAAGUAUGAGACUGCCAGAGCUAUCUACGCCUAUGCCCUCCGAAUAUUUCCCACCAGCAAAUCUCUCUGGAUGGCCGCUGCGGAUCUCGAAAGGAAUCACGGCACCAAGGAGGCGCUUUGGCAGGUUCUCGAGAAAGCCGUCGAAGCUUGUCCUCAGUCAGAGGUCCUCUGGCUCCAGCUUGCGCGGGAGAAGUGGGCUGCGGGAGAAGUUGAUGACGCCCGUCGUGUCCUCGGCAAAGCCUUCAACCAGAAUCCGAACAACGAAGAGAUUUGGCUGGCAGCAGUCAAGCUGGAGGCGGACGCGAAGCAGGUUGAGCAAGCACGAGAGCUACUUGCCACCGCAAGGCAGGAGGCCCCUACUGAACGAGUAUGGUAUAAGAGCGCGGCAUACGAAAGACAGCUGGGUAACAUCGAUGUUGCUCUUGACUUGGUCCUCCAGGGGCUUACAUCAACCGUGGUGGACAAGAAGGAAACGCGAUUUCCGCGAAGUGCUAAGCUAUGGAUGAUGAAGGGUCAGAUAUACGAGGACAAAGGCAUGAUCCAGCAGGCGCGAGAGGCUUACUCGCAAGGCACAAGGGCAUGUCCCAAGUCUGUACCUCUCUGGCUGCUUGCCGCAAAGCUGGAAGAAAAGGCGGGCAUAACGAUCAAAGCGAGAUCUGUUCUUGACCGAGCGAGGUUGCAGAAUCCCAAGAACCCCGAGCUGUGGGUCGAAAGCGUUAGGGUCGAACUCCAGGCGAAACCACCGAAUAUCCAACAAGCCAAGAUCUUGAUGUCCAAAGCGCUGCAGGAAUGUCCCAAAUCUGGACUACUUUGGGCAGAAAAUAUCUGGAAGUUGCAGCCCAGGACCCAGCGGAAGCCGCUGAGUUUGGAGGCGAUUAAGAAUGUCGAUAACGACCCCAUACUCUUCGUCACAGUGGCCCGAAUCUUCUGGAGUGAACGGAAACUAGACAAGGCUAUGAGCUGGUUUGAGAAGGCUAUUGUCCUUGACAGCGACUUGGGGGACACAUGGGCAUGGUAUCUGAAGUUUUUGAUGCAGCACGGCACCGAAGAGAAAAGAGAGGAUGUCAUCGCAAGCUGUAUUGCCAGUGAACCCAAGCACGGCGAGGUCUGGCAGCGGGUGAGGAAGGAUCCCAAGAACGCAUAUCUCACAACCAGGGAAGUACUGUUUGAGGUCAUGAAGCAGCUCGACGCUCAGGAGGUUAUCAGUUAAGCUAUGUCCUUUGAUCCUGGGAUGGCAGACUUAUACGCAUCCGCAUCCGGCAGCCCGGAGCAAUACCAAUAUGCAUUGUGGACACUCUUUUUCAGUUGUUAUCUAGCAUGCGGACAUGCCGAACUCCAACCUCGUAUCUGCCA